AUGUCUUUGGAGCGCAGGCACGAAGGCAGGACUCACCAUCGUCAAGAGUCUCACACAAAACUAUACAUGACUAUCUACGUCUUCAGGGGGGCCCCUGACUUCCAUUAUAAACGGCACGUUCUUAUCUACUUCCAAUCUCCUGCAAAUGAAUUCUACGAAACUGUACAUGUCGUUCGAGAUGACAAGAAAAGCCCUUGGCGAGUCGAUCGAGUACACCAUAAGGUGGAUUGGGCUAUGACCGUUCUCUAUCUUUUCCAUUGCGAUGGCGGCGCCCUGUGGGUGCCUAGCGGCCAAGAACUAGCGCCGGCGAACAUCAUGGCGUCUGUUUCGACGGAAAACAAGGAGGAAGAUAAGGGUUGGAACUGUCAGCAUUUUCUACUAGAAGGGCUCAAACAACUUGUGGAUGCCGGGUAUCAGACGCAGGAAUGGUAUAACUGGGUUGAAAACGCCUUAAUGAACCUUCUGUUAGAUGGAGCUUGUGAUUGA
This is a messenger RNA of Xylaria bambusicola, 486 nucleotides long. RefSeq lists its product as uncharacterized. The record is from RefSeq and is a predicted model, not a curated record. The transcript has a single exon. Bases 1 to 486 code for a protein of 161 amino acids. Lineage: Eukaryota; Fungi; Ascomycota; Sordariomycetes; Xylariales; Xylariaceae.